AUGGUAAAUAAAAACCCAAGAGGAGGUUCAUCAUGCGCGGUUGCUACAUGCACAAAUUAUUCUGGAAAGAUUAAAACCAGCGGUAGAAUAGAUUUGUCAUUUCAUAGGUUUCCUAAAGAUGAUACAGUGGCAAAGAAGUGGCAACAUUUAUGUAAGCGAGGUGAUGUUUGGAACCCCAAAAAUGCAUAUAUUUGUUCUGAUCAUUUUACAAAAGAUGAUUUUGUACGAGAUCUGAAAGCAGAACUAUUGGAAUAUAAACCGAAGAUUCGAUACUUGAAACAAAAUGUUUUACCUUCAUUAAACCUACCUCUUGACCAUGCUCAUACUCCUCUAUCCGAGUCUUCGUUAAACCGUAGGAAUCGAAUGAAUGUAAAACAUACAAAACAGGCUCAUGACCAGCUCAUAUUAUCAAGUAUAGUACAAAAUGAAUCAAAUAUAGAGGAGGAUUCAAAUAGUUGUACUGCAGAUAAUAUUUUGGACUAUGAGCAAUUGUAUAAUAAUCUUAUACAAGAACAUGAAGCUUUAAAAACUCAAUUUUUUGAACAGAAUCGACUGAAUCAAUACGAAGAAAACCAAAAACACAUGAAAGCAAUUAAAAUACAAUCUCUAGACCAAAGCAAGGCUGUUGAGAAUCAAGCUAGGAAAUUAGUUUCAUCUGUACUCACUCGAAAUCAGCUAGAUCUUAUUCUUAAGAAAAAGAAAAAAGUACGUUGGUCUAGGGAAGAGAUUUCCAAAGCAUUUACGCUUUGA
Messenger RNA from Aphis gossypii (cotton aphid), 750 nucleotides. RefSeq lists its product as uncharacterized. The record is from RefSeq and is a predicted model, not a curated record. The coding region runs from base 1 to 750 and encodes 249 amino acids. The transcript has 4 exons. NCBI's taxonomy places the organism in Eukaryota, Metazoa, Arthropoda, Insecta, Hemiptera, Aphididae.